AAUGGGAUGGUGCUAACUGUAUCUCACCUGCAUCCACACUCCUUGGGUAUGACUAGAGUGUUUGAAUUGAUUGACAUAGAAGAUAUGGUUUUCAGUUGGACUGAUAAUUGAGCGAUGUUGGCAAUCGAUUAGAAAUCAUUUCGGUUACUUUCUUAAAUGGUCUUGGAAGAGGUUUUCUUUUCUCCAUCGCUUGUGUCAUACUCAGACAGUUUUGACUCGCUAAUUUAGAGGGCGGUAAAUGUUUAAAUAAUGUACCGAUUUCUCCUGAAGAUGACGAACACGGACUUUGGAUGAUUUUUAAUAGUAACUUUGCUGUUUGCUGUUAUCCAUUAGUACAGGAUUCAUCAAUGUAAAUAAAUCUUAAUUGGAACGCAUGAAUGCCUUCUAAAGUACGCAUGACUUCUUGGUUUUGGAUUCAAAGAAUUUCCACAUUGAUGGAAAUUCCAACUGUUUAAAGUACAUCACCCAAAGACAUUAUAUCGUCGUCGUCGUCGUCGUCAUCAUCAUCAUCAUCACCUUGGCCAUUCCUAUCAUCAUCUUCAGUAUAUCGCAAACUAAUAUUUUAGUUUUGAUAAGCAUUACAAAACAUCGAGCAAAACACUAUGAUGAGAUUUUUGUUAUAGUCUAGUCCACUUCAUUCUUUUCAGUCAAUUUAUAUGAAGAUAUAUUGCCAAUAUAAGCCAAGGAGUCAGCAAGAUUAUUUGAACAACAUAAACGAGGUAUACAGCAAAUUGGCUGGUCGCACGUCAAGACUAGAUUGAGAUUGUUUGUCCUUUUCGAUUGUACAAUUAUUGUUACCAUAGUAACAUCAUAAACAUUCUCAUCUUGGGAUCACUUUAUGACUUGGAGAAGAACUAUCUAAAUGCAAGAGACUCACGAUGAAGGGACACAGAAUUAUUGCAUUUUCUGUUUUUACGGUGAUGGUUAUUCUCUGUGCUCCUACUGAUGCCACUGCCUCAGAAUCUUGUUCGGAAUCAGUUGAAUGUAUUCCUGAUGUGGUCUGUCAACAGAGAACAUGUAACUGUGAUGAAGCGACUCUUAAUAUGAACGCCACCUGCUCAGAAUGUAAUAUGACGUCUCUAAUGAGUGAGCCAUGCUGCUGUGAUUUCAUGCCUUACUGUAUCAUGAAACAACGUGCAGAACCACAGCUUCUUAUUCGCAGUAUUGCGAUUGAUGACGUAAAUGGUUACCAACAAACCAAGGCUGAGGUAUUCUUGCUAAAAGACACCAGAUAUGUUAGAGUUUCUACAGUGAUUUUCGCAGCUGAGGACUGUGAGGCUGUAGGAGGAUUCCAAGCAAUUCAAAUUAUACAAUCAGAUGAAGCCUGCCAGGAGAAUAUUACCAGUUCACAAUGGCCAACAUAUAGCGAUUGGGAACUGGAUGGUACAACUCAUAAUAGUAUCUACCCAGAAGAACUUUCGGCUACAGAUUCUAGUUGCUAUGGUGAUACAACCUGGAGCUGUACCGAGGGGCUUUGUGCUUACACAUCAUCAGAAGAUCCAAUCACCCGAUACAAUCCAUCAGAUCAUUAUGACUGGUGUGGUGACACGGCAUGGCUAGGAUGUGAGAUUUCAUCAUCUUCUAAUCUAACAGGAAGUUAUGCAGCAGAGUUUGGUAAAUUCCGUCUGUUUGAACCCGCUUUAGACGGGGGCUGGGCACCAGACCUUUACGAUACACAACCCUUCAUUCAGAUACUAUUCAAUGAAUUUCGGACGAUUAUUGGCAUUGUAACUCAAGGAAUGGCUGCUGACUUCAAUCGCAGGAUUGAUGCAUUUCAAAUUGCCUACAUGAGUGGAGAUGAAGAAUUCUUCAUUAUGAUGGGUGACAAGAGGAAGACUUUUAAUUCAAGCGUCCGGUUCCACAGCGAGACUGUUUCUUUGUUUGAACCCGUCGUAACGACCGUCGUAAAACUACUUGUAACAGAACCUGAAAGCUUGUAUUUGAUUGGUGGAAGAUUCUCCGCCAUUGAAGCAGCGGAUUCCGCUGCGAGGAAUAGUGAUAUUUGGAAGACUCUCCAAUCAGAUUCACCUACCUGGUCUUUUGCCGCCAAUGAACUUCUUUCACCUUCAUCUCCAAACAAGUCUAAUGACUGGGAACUAUCCUCACAGAACGAUUUUCAACCUCUUGACAUCCCUACUCUUAUUGAUGAACGUGUAUUGGAUCUUGGUGAUGAUCUUAAACCAGGAGAGAAUAUUAGUAUUAUUCGUGAUACCUUCGUUCUUGAGAUUCAGCGAUCUACAACUAGAGAGCUGUGCAUGAAUGACCUCUCUGUAGAUACAGAAAGAAACCAGUAUUCUUUUCCGAAGAAGUUCUUUUGUAAACAACAAAGUUCCAACUCAGAUGCUGAUCAAAACAUAACCAUCGGAGUGACGACCUACUCAACCUUGGGCGCCAUAUUUAACCAAUUUCAGAUAGGAUCAUCAGAAGACGACGUCGUUGUCUUCGAGGAGGAUGUAAUCGUAACUGAUAUCAUAUCAGCUGUGGUAUACUUUGACUCUUCGCAAGAAUCUGUGCCUUUUCGAUUCACCUUAAGCUUUACCAAAGAUGAUAUUGAUGAAUACAGAUUUCCGAGCUGCAAAUUCUGGGAUGUGGAAUCAAAACGAUGGAGUUCUUAUGGUUGUAACAUGGAGAACAGUUCUCUGACUGGUAUUACAUGUUUCUGUAAUCACACCACUAGUUUCUCAAUCUUGAUGAGCUUAUCCAAAGAACCUCAGAAAUACGAUCUUGCCUCUGACAUCUUGACCUACGCUGGUUUAGGACUUUCUGUGGCAUCUCUUGUCAUCAGUCUCAUCAUAUUCUUUGUUCUCAGACACUCUAUGACAGCUGAUCGUGUGGUUGUACAUGUCAACCUGAUGAUCGCCAUUUUACUUGCUGACGUCACAUUCCUAGCAGGAAUAGACAGAACUAGCAAACCGCCCAUCUGUAAGGCUGUGGCGUUCCUACUACAUUUCUUCUAUGAAGCAGUGAUCUGUUGGAUGCUCGUAGAGGGCGUACAUCUCUAUCGUCAGAUUAUCAGAGUGUUUGAGUCGGAGAGACCUCGAACAUGGAUCUACUUUUUAGUCGGGUGGGGAAUACCGGCAGUCAUCGUGGGUAUAGCUGGUGGCCUAAAGCAUGCAAGCUAUGGCGUCGGAAAUGCUUGCUGGUUGUCCACGAUGGAUAACACAAUCUGGUUUUUUAUUGGACCUGCUAUUCCUAUCAUGAUGAUAAAUCUUGUAAUUCUCAUUCUGGUGGUAAAGACGGUCAUCACAGCUUCAAAGAAACAAAAUGAAGUCGGACAAAUAGAUCUCAUCAAGGCUGGAGUCCGUAGUUCUUUUCUCCUUCUCCCUCUGCUUGGUAUUCCAUGGCUUCUUGGUCCAUUUGUUCAUUUCAACUAUGCUUUGACCUACAUAUUUGACUUUCUUAAUACUCUACAGGGACUCUUCAUAUCUCUAUUUUACUGUUUCCUGAACUCAGAGGUUCGACGAACAAUCCAAUCGAGCAUGCGCAAAACACGUGACAGUCAGAACGCUUCAUUUACUAAUUCUUCUGACAAUACUAAGAAGACACAUUCAUCUGUGACAAUUCGUAAGGUCCGUGUAAGCCCAGCCCCACCAAGCUGUGACAAAUCUACCGCUGAAAAGUAACAGCACUCCUUAUCCAGGCCAAUGUAUGAUUCACCAGGGGGCGGAUCCAGCUUUCGCCAGUAAGGGGGGGGGGGGGAUAUUUUCAUCCAAAAUUUCGCCGAUCGACAGCUUAAAGCUUAAUUUCAUGGUUGGUCUUUUUGAAGGGGGUAGUCAUAACUAAAUCCUGAAGUUGUAAGUAUAUCUUGGAUUGAUUCUUACAAAGAUUACAUCUAUGAAAAUUUUGAUAAAUUCACCGUAUCAUAUUGUAUCUUGCAAAGUAAGACGUAUCGAAAUGAAAGCUUGAUACCUUUAUAUGUUUUUAUGGUUUGAUGAAAUACUGUUCAUGUUGUCAUAGUGACGAAUAAUAAAGCAUGUUCAUUAUCAUGAUAGGUUGAGAAAUUGAUAAUAAAGAACAACUUUUACUUGAUUGUAUAGUCUGAAAUCUGUACCAUUUCGGUUGUUCUAAAUCAAUAGUUUCAAAGUUUGUUCCGGAUAAUAAUUUAAAGAUUUUGAAGAAAGGAAUGAACAAUGAAAUCAAGGAACAACAGCGCAGAUGAUAAAUGAUACUUAAUGUCAGAUUUUUACUCAAGUCAUUCACCUUUUUUCUUUUUUAACUUAUUUACUGUUUACUUUAUUAAUCACACUGAUUUUCAAAUAUUUCUAGCUUUUUGAACAAUUUCAUCAUUGUAAAUGAAAUUUCAAAUUUCUUGAAUAACUGAUUUGUAUGUUUAGUUUAUUUAUACUCCUAUACCAAUAGUAAAUGAAAUGAUACCAUCCAUGCACCCCUUUAUAUAUUCAGCUUUACCACUGUUGUCCCUUAUUGCCAAUUGUCUUUCGUGUUUUGCUCUUGGAAAGGUGAAUUUCUGGAAAUUUGAUUUGUUAAUUAGAUAUUCUCUGUAGCUCAAAUUGACGUUGUUUUGCAUACAAAGCCAGCAAAAGCUUUGGCAAAGGUUAAAAAAGUGAAUUGUAUAGUCCUAUUAUUGUCUUGUGACAAAAAAAUUAACAAUUUUUUUAAAUAGAUUCUUUUUUUUAAAUACAUUUUAUUCUUAAUGAUAUACUCUUUUUAUUUCCCCCCGACAGUGCAUUCAAAUUUGAAACCAAAUAGUCUUAAAAUAGAAACAAGAUUCAAGAAUGAAUGCCAAUAACUUGUAAUCAUACUUGAAAUAUCUUAUCGCGUAUCUGUAUAUAUUUACUGCCUUCAGUUUGAACGAAGUAUGAUAACCAUUUCAAAGAGCCGAUGUAUCCACCGUGUACACAUGUUUAAUCGGUUUAUUUUACAAUAAACUAUUUAAUACGAUAAAUAGAAGUUAUAAGACUGAGUGAAAUUUCAUACAUCGAUGUGCUGUUCGUGGUGCUUUCUUUCGUUAAUCUAUUUUAUGUUUAUAAUGCAGAUCGUUACAACCAUGCAUUCUUUGUCAAUACUUCACGGAUACCAUAAAAAGAGUAUUACAUGGGAAUUUGGAAUUGUGUGAGAAGGAUUUUGUAAAAUAGUUUAAAACCGUGUUAUUGAAUGCUUAUACGCAGUGCUAACACCCUUCAGAGUCUUCUAUUAUUAUGACUGUAUUAUGUAAAUAUGCUCUAUAUCUAUGUCAUAAACGUUGUAAAUAUACUAAAUGUGCUUUCGCGCUGAUCAAUUUACGCAUGCUACACUAUGGUUACCAUGGUAACAGGGGAAGUGCAUUCUAUCAACAUUUUGCUGAUGAGACUGCAGCAUGUUAGUAAGAAUAUGAUUUAAAAAAUGAAGUUAUGAUCUUACAAAGUUAUGAUAAAACCAUUUCAUAUAGUCCCCCAGGCGGCAUCACGGAGGGGAUAGGGGCGACUGUCCGUAUAAUUUUUUAAGUAUGGAGAAAAAAUAAAGAUAAGGAAAGGAAGAUAAUAUAGGGAGAAGCGUAUGUAAAAGAGAAUCAUGUAAACCUUUUAAUAGUUUAUAGAAGAAAAUAAAUGUCGCCUUUAGAUUGUCUUUACACCCCCAUCAAAAAUACUAACGAAAGUAGAAGGCAGCAACACACGUUCGUUGGAAUGGUGCCGCCCCUAUUAAACUCACAAUGCGUAUUUCUGUUACGUCAUUAUUACAAUUUUGUUUCUAAGAGUGUUCAAUAAAUUUAUGAUCUGA
Messenger RNA from Lytechinus pictus (painted urchin), 5715 nucleotides. Its product is annotated as adhesion G protein-coupled receptor L3-like. Lineage: Eukaryota; Metazoa; Echinodermata; Echinoidea; Temnopleuroida; Toxopneustidae. Gene Ontology annotation, cellular component: plasma membrane. Bases 879 to 3623 code for a protein of 914 amino acids. The record is from RefSeq and is a predicted model, not a curated record. Gene Ontology annotation, molecular function: G protein-coupled receptor activity. Gene Ontology annotation, biological process: cell surface receptor signaling pathway; adenylate cyclase-activating G protein-coupled receptor signaling pathway. The transcript is spliced from 26 exons.